Molecule: messenger RNA, 405 nt
Organism: Lathyrus sativus (Indian pea)
Lineage: Eukaryota; Viridiplantae; Streptophyta; Magnoliopsida; Fabales; Fabaceae
Source: the annotation of a GenBank genome assembly
AUGAAAAGUAUCAUGGAAGAAGACUCGUCAAGUGAUAAUUCAUCUCUCCUCAGCAACAACUCUGAUGAAUGUUCUUGCAGCACCGAUAGCACGAGUGAUUCAACAGGUACCGACGAAUUUGCGGAUUAUAUUUUUGGUAACUCAGGACGAGGCGGGGGUGUAACUACCUCCACAUGUUCAAGGGGCGAGAUGGACGGUGUUUUGUAUAGGAGAAGACCAGUUAGCGAGGGAUGUGUUUCUCAUUUGCAUCAUAAUUUAAGUAUAGAGCAUAGGAAGUUAGAUACAAGUAGGAGUAGUAGUAGUAGUUUUAGGGAGAGUGAUUCUUUUGAGAGAGCAGGAUCCAACCAUUUUAGUUAUAUAAAUUCUGGUGUAUCAUAUAGAAAGGCAAGAGAAAGAACUGAUUGA